Molecule: messenger RNA, 1391 nt
Organism: Sebastes umbrosus (honeycomb rockfish)
Lineage: Eukaryota; Metazoa; Chordata; Actinopteri; Perciformes; Sebastidae
Product: RING finger protein 148-like
Exons: 1
Coding region: 173-1261 (362 amino acids)
Source: RefSeq, a predicted model, not a curated record
GCUGACGCAUAGCUCGCGUCAGAUUUACGGUAGACAGCAGCUUGGGUGAAACUGUGGCUGUGUUCAGACCGCUGUUGCUCGGACAAACCAGGAACUGGGACAAACAAAGGAGUUCUGAAGAAGCUAAAGAAGCGAACGGAGGGCUUCCUGUUGUUUUAAGAAGAGCGUUACUAUGGGUAAGAAGACACAACAUUGCCUGCUGCUUUUGCUGUGUUUGUCAGAGCUUGUUCACUAUUCAGCUGCCUUGACGGUUCGGCCUGCCGUAGUGGAAAUAAGCUAUGCUAAAAACAACAAUGAGACUGUGGACAAAUACUGUGAGUGUGGGGUGUACGGUCGUAACUCUCCCUUAGAGAAAGCCUUGGGUAUUGUCACGCUUCCCAGUGAAGACCCCAAAGGCUGUGGCUCAGAUCCUGUCUACAAUCGCAAUUCCAGCUCCCCACCAUGGAUAGCCCUGGUUAAAAGGGGCAACUGCACCUUCAGUGAGAAGAUCAAUGCUGCCAAACGUCAAGGAGCAGCUGGUGUGGUGGUGUAUAAUGUGGACGGCAGUGGCAACAGCACCACACACAUGGCACACUCAGAUGCAGCUGGUAUUGUGGCUAUCAUGAUUGGCAACGCUCAGGGCACGGAGAUUGUCAAGUUGGUGAAGAAUGGGACAGAUGUGAAGAUGAUUAUCGAAGUACGCAGCUAUCUCGAUGACCCGAUGUUCCAAUCAAACGUUCUCUACUUGGCCUUCAUCCUCAUCAUUGUGACAGGAGCCUCCAUCCCUUACUUUGCGAUUAUCUCCGUAAAUCGUCUCUACGGUCUGAGUAUGCAUAGGCGCAGUGAGAGGAGGCUGAAAUCUGAGGCUAAGAAAGCGAUUGGGCGUCUGCAAGUACGCAUACUCAAGACAGGGGAUGAGGAAACUACCUCUGAGACCCAUGUGUGUGCCAUGUGUAUCGGAUUUUACAAGGCAGGGGAAGUUGUGACGGUGCUAACAUGUGACCACAUCUUCCACAAACCCUGCAUCGAGCCAUGGCUGCUGGAGAGGAGGACCUGCCCCAUGUGUAAUUGCGACAUCCUGAAGGCCAUGGGGGUUGAGGAGGAAUCAAUAGAGAGCCUUUCUGAUGAGUCACCACCAGAGGUCACUGUGAUCACAGUGACGGGAGCAGAGCCCAUUUACGAAGUCCCACUGACUGACCCAGCGAGCCCUGACCCAGAGAGACAGCAGCAUCGCUAUGACAACAGCGCCUUCGAGGGAGACGCAGAGGCUGGGAGGAGAUGAACAACAGCAACGGGAACAAAACAGCAACAAACCAGGACACAGUCAAAGUCCCUAUAUUUUUCUGAGAUACGCUGAACCAGCACAAAGGAAUCAAACUUUAAUGUUCCAACAGGUGAAACAAUCCUCAUCU